Molecule: messenger RNA, 1248 nt
Organism: Habropoda laboriosa
Lineage: Eukaryota; Metazoa; Arthropoda; Insecta; Hymenoptera; Apidae
Product: lipase 3-like
Exons: 8
Coding region: 1-1248 (415 amino acids)
Biological process (GO): lipid metabolic process
Molecular function (GO): hydrolase activity, acting on ester bonds
Source: RefSeq, a predicted model, not a curated record
AUGCUCAAAAUACCGUUUAUUUUCUGUUGUAUACUGCCAGUGAUCCUGGGAGUACCGCUUACAAAAGACGAAUAUGAAUUAAACGAGGUUCUUGAUGUCGCAUUUGACGAUUUCGACAGCCCUCUCUUCAGAAAUCCUCCAACUCCUGACGAGUUGAUAAGACAAGAAGGCUAUACCGCCGAAACUCACGAAGUUGUCACCGAAGAUGGCUACAUUCUGCAAGUGCACAGAAUUGCGGGGUCGCCGAAACAUCCUGCAUCCAAGAAUAAACCAGUUGUAUUACUUCAACACGGACUUUUGGACUGUUCAGCUUCCUGGAUUUUUACAGGCCCGCAGAAGAGUUUAGCCUUUAUAUUAGCAGACUGGGGGUACGACGUGUGGACAGGCAAUUCUCGUGGUAGCAGAUAUUCUAGAAAGCACAAGUACUUGGCUACUUCGAACCCCGAUUAUUGGUCAUUCAGCUGGCAUGAAAUCGGAGUGUACGAUCUCCCGGCAAUGAUCGAUUACGCUCUCAAUCACACGAAGCAAAAAAAAUUGUUCUACGUAGGACAUAGCCAGGGUGGUACGGCAUUCUUUGUAAUGGCCAGUGAACGCCCUGAAUAUCAGCAAAAAAUUCAAGCUUCCUUUAACUUUGCUCCAGCUGUCUUUAUGUCUAGGGCAAAAAAUGUUCUUAUGCGGAUGUUGGCUCCUCAUGUUAACAACCUUAUGGAUCUGGUUGAUCUAAUAGGUAUCUACGAAUUUAAACCUUCUGGCAAGCUGAUACAGAGCCUGGGGAAAAAGAUGUGUCAUGACGAUGCAAUCCUGCAACCAUUCUGCAAAAUUAUUAUUUUCCUGUUUGAUGGAUUCGAUAAAGAAGAGUUUAAUAUGACUCUACUACCUACUAUCGCGCAAUAUGAUCCAGCUGGUGCAUCCACCAUGCAAUUAGCUCAUUACGCACAGUUAAUGAACUCAGGCAAAUUCCGAAAAUAUGAUCAUGGUCUUAUUGGUAACUUAAACAAAUACGGAAAGAGUCAACCGCCUGAUUAUCACCUCGACAACAUUAAGAUUCCAGUAUACUUGUAUUACAGUAGUAACGAUGUGAUGGUCCAUACCGAGGAUUUGCAUAAGUUAUACAAAUUAUUGCCCAACGCUCAGAAAUUUUUGGUACCAUUUUUGCUUUUCUCGCACCUUGAUUUUCUAUUUGGCAAGCACGUAGAUACCUGGGUAUACAACAAAGUUUUGAAUCUAAUGGAACGUCAUAAGAAUUAG